Spinacia oleracea (spinach) is the source of this 1932-nucleotide messenger RNA. RefSeq names its product protein FAR-RED IMPAIRED RESPONSE 1-like. Bases 1 to 1932 code for a protein of 643 amino acids. The record is from RefSeq and is a predicted model, not a curated record. The transcript is spliced from 2 exons. NCBI's taxonomy places the organism in Eukaryota, Viridiplantae, Streptophyta, Magnoliopsida, Caryophyllales, Amaranthaceae.
AUGGAGGCGGCGGAACGACUAGACACAAAAACUAAGGCGUGCGGUUGUAAAUUUGAAGUGAAAGUCCAACGCAUGGAUUUUGCGUGGAAAAUUGUUAAGCGUGAAGGUCAUGGCACGCACAAUCAUAGUUUGGUUGUGUAUGAAGAGGGUCAUCGAGGUAUAAAUGGUCUAAGUCCACGAGCUAAGAAUCUCAUUCGUCAGAUGAACAAUGCGCACGCCAAGCCAAAAGUGAUUAUGCCCGCCGUGCAAACAGAGUAUCCAGAUGAUCAUCCUAAUAUGAGGCACAUUUACAACUACAAAGAUAAAAUUAGACGGGAUGCAAAUGAAGGAAGAAAUCCCGCUCAACAAUUCUUGCACCUGGAGAAAGAGCACAAGUAUGUUCAAUGGAUCGCCGUCGAAGAGGGGAGUAGGGCGGUACCUCACGCGUUCGUUUCCCACCCUUCAAUGGUGGAAGUUCUACGUACAUACCCAUUGGUCAUUGGCAUGGACACGACAUACAAGACUAACAAAUAUGGAUUUCCUUUCUUGGAGAUUGUUGGUGUGACACCGACAAAUCAGAAUUUUCUGAUCGCUUAUGCAAUUAUGAAAGAUGAGACGGCAGACAGCUAUCGAUGGGUGUUGGAAAAGUUGAAGAUGCUCCUCGGGGCCUCCGUGAGCCCAAAGGCAAUCCUGACAGAUAAAGAACCGGGCCUGUUGAAACCGGUUGCUGAGGUGUUUCCCAACACAGCUCACUUGUUGUGUACAUGGCAUAUAAACAAUGAUGUAGAGGCUCGUGUUGGGAAGAUUUGUGGAAACAAGUUGAAUGGUGAAUAUUUCAAGAACGGGGUGUGGAAGAGAAUCAUGAAUGCUACUUCAGAGGCUGUGUAUAAUGCGGUAGUCGCAGACAUGGAAGAGAAUUGGUCAAGAUGGUCGGCAAUUAUGACAUAUGUCCAUGGUACAUGGCUUAAACAUAAAGAGAAGUUCGUUCGAUAUGAAACAAACAAAGUUCUUCACUUCGGAAACAGAACAACUUGUAGGGUCGAGAGCCAACAUUCAGUUUUGAAGAGUUGGCUUGGCAGAUCACAUGGGGCAUUGGAUACUGUGUUCAGAAAGGUGCAUGCUGCAGUUGAGAACCAGUUCAUUGAGAUUAAAAAUCGCUUAGAGAGCUCGAGACGGAAGCAUGGUGUGAAGUACAACGGAUUUCUGUUUCAACAUCUUACCGGUCGUGUUUUACAUCAUGCUUUGCACCUUAUUUUAGAAGAGCAGAAAAGGAUGUGGGAGUUGAGUGUUGAAGUGUAUGAACGUUGCGGUGGUGCUUUGUUGACGACCCAUGGACUCCCAUGUGCUUGCACCAUUUUCACAGCUAAUCAAUGUGGUGUUGGGUUGUACAUUGAUUUGAUUGAUCCAUUUUGGAAGACCUUGCGGAUUAGGGAAGGGGCGAAUAUUCCCCAGUUCCUCGAGGAGACCGCACAGGAUGCAGAUCACUUUCGAGUCCUAGUUGAUGAGGUAUUAAAUUCUGAUGUUGCAGUUAUUAGAGGUAUUUCGAGCCUGAUUCAUGAUGAGUUGCACCGUGAGCACGCUGGUCAUGUGAAACCAGACCCUAAUGUGAGUAGGAGAGGGAGACCACCUAACGACAGAAACUCCACUACACGAAAUCUGAGUCACGUAGAGCAUGUGCGUAGAAGUGGUAGUAGGGGUCGGGUUCGUGGUCGUGGUCGUGGUCGUGUUCAUUCUGAGGCGCGGCCGACUGGAAUUUACUCAUCUUCCUCGUCAUUCUCGUUGGGUACUUUUACGAGUGUUGAUCAUUUGGCAGGGCACUUUAAGGAACAGAUACCAAACCUCAUAUAUCCAUUUCUUUGUGGAUUUAACGAUGUUGAUGGGGAUGGUAACUGCGGGUUUCGAUGUAUUGCUCACUAUGGCUAUGGUGAUGAGGCUCGGCAUCGAGAGAUUUGA